UUUGAUUAAAAAAAUAAAAUUUUCCAUUAAAGCAAAGAAAAAAAAAAAUCUGAAAAAGUUCUGGCUUGCGUUCUCCCUCUCUUUCCAAUCUCACGCGAAGAGUGAAACUUCGCACGGAGAGGGAGAGAGAAAGAGAAUGGCAAUGGUGUCGUGGAAUCUUGGAGCAUAUAAAUAUAAGAAGACAUCGGUUCUAAAUAUAUGUUGCAGAAAGAAGGAACGAGACAGGGAUCAUUUUCACCCUUAUAAAGUCAUUGAAAUUACGCCUCCUCCCAAGAAUCUUGGCAUCCGCUGCUUUCCUCCAAAUGGAUUUUUUUUCUGUCAUCCUGAUCAUGUUAUUUGUCCAAAUUCACUCAAAUUGAUAGCAGAACUUGCAAUGUGGAGAGAGUGUUACUAUUGAAGGUCAAGCAUACACCAUUUCAGCUGUAACUUAUCGGUACCAGCUCCGCAAGGGGAAGUACGAACCUAGCGAGAAGAGGCUUGAUGUUUUAUCUACAGGAAGAUACAUCUUGAACUUAUAUUUAGAAAAUUUGCUAGAUCAAUCAUGAAAUCUAAAACUUUGAUUGCAUUUUGAAUAUUUGAGAACUUCAAGUGUCCAUAUAGAGAAAGAACAAUAAAAAUAGCCCUGAGUUAGUAAAUAUGCAGAGGCACUUGGCCCAGUAACCAUCACGUGUAGUCAUGUACUGUAUAACCUUGAAAUGAAUGUAUUGCCUGUGAUUGCUAACU
This is a messenger RNA of Jatropha curcas, 723 nucleotides long. RefSeq lists its product as uncharacterized. The record is from RefSeq and is a predicted model, not a curated record. Lineage: Eukaryota; Viridiplantae; Streptophyta; Magnoliopsida; Malpighiales; Euphorbiaceae.